GAGUAGCACCGCGGAGGCAGCUUUCAAGACCCUCCCGCGUCCACCCAGCCCUGAGGCGAGCCCUGUCCUGUCCGCCACGCCACGCGCCUCACGACCCAACGAAAACACGCCCACGCACGAUCCGGAAGCUAUGGUGGUGCCAACACGGACGGGCGUGGUCGUGGGCGUGGCGGUGGCGGCGAUGGUGCUCCUGCCUGCGCCCUGCCUCUCGCUCACCAUUCACCCCGCCGUGCUCAGCAACUUUGUCGGUCCUUACCGCAAGCCUGGGGAACCCGUGCUGCGUCCCAAUGUUGAGCCGGUGCGUCACCACGACGGCCCCGCCCCAGCCUCCAGCCUCAGGUUCAGCCCGGCCCAGCCCUUCGCAGCCAAGGAACCCUUCUUCCCUGUUGCCCUCACCGGCUCCUCCCCGUCCCGAGAGUGGAACAGACCCCUUAGGUCGUGCGCGGGGUCAGCCUCGUGUGCCCAGAACAUGGACAACACCCUCAACCUGCUCAUGCGCAUGAUGGAGACCGGCAGGCGGCGCUAGCAGGAGGCACCAGGGGCACAUAAGGGAGUGUGAGACCAGCACCAGCCACCACAGAUCAUGACUUAAGCAUACAUAUUCCUCCCCUGCCCCAGCCCUGCCCACCGCCUUGCUAAUCAACAUUGCCGUGGCCACAACACCGUUUCUGCCACACUUGCACAGGCAGUGACAGAUGUACUACUUUUUUUUUGGCGUCACUAAGGAAUAAAAUGUUUUAACACUCA
Messenger RNA from Scylla paramamosain (green mud crab), 747 nucleotides. RefSeq lists its product as uncharacterized. The coding region runs from base 131 to 526 and encodes 131 amino acids. The record is from RefSeq and is a predicted model, not a curated record. The transcript is spliced from 5 exons. Lineage: Eukaryota; Metazoa; Arthropoda; Malacostraca; Decapoda; Portunidae.